Messenger RNA from Linum trigynum, 3247 nucleotides. The record is from the annotation of a GenBank genome assembly. Lineage: Eukaryota; Viridiplantae; Streptophyta; Magnoliopsida; Malpighiales; Linaceae.
UUACCGAUACCGUGUCAAAUUGGUAAGCGGUAUACCGGGGGUAGUGCGGUAUCGGCAUCCGGCGGGCCUCUUGAUAUUUCCGGUAUUACCGAAACCGGUAAACGGUAAACCGGUUACCGUACCGUUUAGCAGCCCUAGAGAAACUAUCCUAAAGGCCGCCACGCAGUUUCUCUCUCUCUCUCUGUGCAAAAUUCGAAUUUCGAAUUCGGAUCCGGAUCCACCGCCCCCCGUUUUGCAAUUUGACCUUUCUCUUCGCGCAUCCUCCAGUUCUUUUUUUCCCUUCCACCAAUCCACCCCCCGCAAAAACCAAGCAGAGAACAGCGCAGAAUCCCUAUUCCCGAUUGCGGCGGAGCUUGUUUGCUUUGUUUCUAUAGCAGCAAUGAGGAAAGGGGCAAAGAGAAAGCGGGCGGAGAAGGCGACGACGGAUAAGAAGGAUAAGGAGGUCGCCGCCGCCGUCGUCGAGGAGCCCAAAGCUUCUACUUCUUCCUCUGCGGAAGCAGAGCCAGCGGCGGCGGAUGGGAAUCAUAAGCAGGCGAAGAAAGGGGCGGCUCCUGCAGCAGCUGCUGCUGCUGGUAAAGCACGCCGAGCUCGAGCUAAGAGCGCGAAGGUUGAGCCUGAGCCGGAGUACUUCGAAGAGAAGCGGAAUAUGGAGGAUCUAUGGAAGGCGGUUUUCCCAGUCGGUACAGAGUGGGAUCAAUUGGAUGGUUUAUACAAGUACAAUUGGGACUUCUCCAAUCUGGAAGAAGCUUUUGAAGAGGGAGGAGCUCUGCAUGGGAAGAAAGUGUAUCUCUUUGGCUGUACUGAACCCCAAUUGGUUCCAUACCAAGGCCAAAACCACGUAAUGAAUGUACCUGCAAUUGUGGCUAUUGUUUCACCUUUCCCUCCAUCAGACAAGAUGGGAAUUAAUUCGGUUCAAAGGGAAACGGAAGAAAUAGUUCCCAUGAAACAAAUGAAGAUGGACUGGGUUCCAUACAUUCCUAUGGAGAACAGGGACACAGAAGUUCUCAGAUUGAAAUCUCAAGUUUACAUCUUGAGCUGCACUCAAAGAAGGGCUGCUUUGAGACAUCUGAAGAUAGACCGGCUUAAGAAAUUCGAAUACUGCCUUCCUUACUUCUAUCAUCCGCUGAAGGAAGACGAAUUUGAACAAAGCACUGAGGUCCAAAUAGUGUUUCCAGCAGAGGACAAGCCGGUUUUAUGUGAGUUUGAUUGGGAAUUGGAUGAGUUGGAGGAAUUCACUGAUAAUCUCAUAAAGGACGAGGCACUAUCUGAAGGUCAGAAGGACGAGUUCAAGGAGUUUGUUAAAAGCAAAGUUCGAGAAUCCAAGAAGGCUAACCGAGAGGCUAGGGAAGCUCGGAAAAGGGCCAGGGAAGAAUUGAGCGCAGACGCCAGAGCUGCCUUUGAGAAUAUGAAGUUCUACAAAUUCUACCCUAAGAAGACUGAUGAUUCUCCAGAUGUUUCUUUGGUUAAGUCACCAUUCAUCAACAGGUAUUAUGGGAAGGCUCACGAGGUUCUGUAAUCGCAAUGAUCUCUGCUCAAUCGAAUCAACUCUGCGAAUCGGGAUGCAGCAUUCAUCUAAUCUAAAGCGCACGGAUGCUAUCAAUGAGAACUCAGGGGCUUGCAGCUCGCUCCCUGGCAUUCGGGGAAAAGUUUUUCUUCUGUCUUCUUGCCUCUGCUGCAAGAUCGCUACAAAUGUCUGUAAGCACAUUGCAGAGUCUUGUUGGGGGGGGGGGGGGGGGGGGGGGGGGGGGGGGGGGUUUCCUCAAAGAGUCCAGGAAAUAUGUAAAACUUGUAGCUUUCUAGAGAAGAGAUUAGUUAUCAAGGCAUAUAGGAGGAAUCUGUGUAAGGUCUCUGCAAUGUUUUUGAGGAUUAUGCUCUUGGGAGCCAUGGGAUGUUUGGAGCUUGGGUUUGCCAUUAAACCCAUAAAAAAUUUCAUCCUCUACAAAUUGGUACUUGCUCAGGAAUCUGUAAAAUGGAAACUGUACUCAUUUUGAUGUAUUUAAUGCAGUUCGAUUAUACUAGCAUAAUAUCUGAUCCUAGAAAAAACCCAUAAUUUUGGCCCAAUCAAGUCAAAGAUGGAGCAUGCAUGAAACAUGGCUCAGAAAAUGAAAGAAGCAUAAAACAUGGCUCGAGGGUCAUUAGCUCUUUCUCUUCGUUUUUUAAUCAUAGUUGAGCAUGAUGACAACUAGGGGGUGAAAUUAGGCCAAAUCCAACUCUCACUUGUCAUUACUCUAAAAAACCUCGAUUUUAUCUGGUCAAGCAUUUAACUUGAUCCGGCCCGAUUCCAUUAUUCUUUAGCAUAGCCAUGUCUAGUCUGUAUAAGUAGGAUUGGAUCGAGCCGAUCGGCCGACUCACAUCAAUAAACACACGGUUUUUCAUAAUUUUAUUUUCGUUCCCUAAUUUAUUUUUUAUUAUAUUUUAGUAUCUAACUUUUUUUACAAGAAGGUCAAGAAAUUUUGGUGGUAAAAUUACAUCUAGUACCUUAAUAAUUUUUACCUUUAGUACCUAAAAUUUAAAACGUUACAAACAGGUCUAAUGUGUUGGUAUGAGAAAUGACAUAUCACUAGACACUAGUUGUUGUUAUGUGUAAUAAGGCAAAAAAAUAAUUCGCGCCACUAAUCCUACCAAACCCUUACUAGAUAAAAAAGACCCGACAUCAAACUGACGCGAUAAACAAAGCGAGACAGUCAGAAUUUAACCGGCUCGAAUUAGUGAGUAUCCAAGACUAGACUUACCAAGUAAAAGAGAGCUUUGUAAACACUAAAAAAAAAAAUCAUCAAACUGCAGGUUUCAAGGAAAGCCAUCAAUUUCAAACCACAACUCAUAUCGCUAAUUUGUUGGUCCAAUUUGGGUUGACCCUGAUGCGACUUAGUGCGGUUCGACCGUAUCAAUUCCCAUUACUUGCUAGUUGCUACUAGACUUGUUAAUGAACCAAGCCGGUCAUGAACGGCUCGGCGUCCGAUUCGAGAAAAACUCGUUCGACACUCGAUUCGUUUUAAUCGAGUUGGCUUGCGAACAAACUCAUUAACUAAACGAGCCAAACUCGAGUCAUACUAUGUUCAGCUCGAAAGCUCGCGAACAAGCUCAUUUAACGGUUUGGUAUAAUAAAUGAUUGAGAUUCAUGGAUUUUAUCUAUUGAAAUCGAGAUAAAUAUUGUGUUUUGUUUUGCUAGACUUUACUACAGUUUUGAAUGUAAUUUUGUGCUCAAUUUUGACUCAAUCUUGAACUACAAUGAACAUUUUAUAUGUUG